Molecule: messenger RNA, 920 nt
Organism: Salvelinus namaycush (lake trout)
Lineage: Eukaryota; Metazoa; Chordata; Actinopteri; Salmoniformes; Salmonidae
Product: acetyl-coenzyme A synthetase, cytoplasmic-like
Exons: 7
Biological process (GO): acetyl-CoA biosynthetic process
Molecular function (GO): acetyl-CoA synthetase activity
Source: RefSeq, a predicted model, not a curated record
GGGGUUCAGUUUGCAGGCUUCUCCUCUGAGUCUCUGUGUGAGAGGAUCCUGGAUUCCCAGUGUAGUAUCCUGGUGACUGCAGAUGGUGUAUACAGAGGGGAGAAAUGGAUCAACCUGAAGCAGAUAGCAGAUGAAGCUCUAGAAAAGUGCAAGGAGAAAGCAUCAGCGACCGUUAAAAGAUGUCUAGUAGUUAAGCAUCACGCACUGAGGAUAAAAAGUGGGGAUGUUUCUAACAAACCGCAGACCCCGUGGGAUGCUGCAUGUGAUGUGUGUUGGGAGGAGGUGAUGGGACAGGUCUCAGAGCAGUGUGAACCUGAGUGGCUGGAUGCAGAGGAUCCUCUCUUUAUACUUUAUACCAGUGGAUCUACUGGCAAACCAAAGGGUGUCCUCCACACAGUAGCAGGCUACCUGCUCUAUACCUCUCUGACCUUUAAGUAUGUGUUUGACCACCAGCCAGACGAUGUGUACUGGUGUACCGCUGAUAUAGGAUGGAUCACCGGACACUCCUACAUCACCUAUGGACCCCUGGCCAAUGGGGCUACCAGCGUCCUGUUCGAGGGUAUUCCAGUCCACCCUCACGUUGGGCGUUUCUGGGAGGUGAUUGAGAAGUACAGAGUGACCAAGUUCUACACAGCUCCCACAGCCAUACGCCUUCUCAUGAAGUACGGGAAAGAGCCACUACAAAAAUACGACCUGUCAUCGCUGAGGAUCCUGGGAACUGUAGGCGAGCCCAUCAACCCGGAGGCGUGGCAUUGGUACUACGAGGUUGUUGGUCAGAAGAGAUGUCCCGUCGUGGACACCUUCUGGCAGACUGAGACCGUGAGUGUGUGUGUGUCUGUGACUGUGUGUGUUUCUGUGUGUUUCUGUGUGAGUGUGUGUGUGUCUGUGACUGUGUGUGUUUCUGUGUGUGUGUGUGUGUG